Molecule: messenger RNA, 1532 nt
Organism: Zingiber officinale
Lineage: Eukaryota; Viridiplantae; Streptophyta; Magnoliopsida; Zingiberales; Zingiberaceae
Product: probable protein S-acyltransferase 7
Exons: 5
Coding region: 36-1292 (418 amino acids)
Biological process (GO): peptidyl-L-cysteine S-palmitoylation; protein targeting to membrane
Cellular component (GO): endoplasmic reticulum; Golgi apparatus
Molecular function (GO): protein-cysteine S-palmitoyltransferase activity
Source: RefSeq, a predicted model, not a curated record
AUAGUGCCUGAGGAUCUGGAAGGGUGCAGGGUAAGAUGUAUGGAAAGACACUUCCAAGGCAUGUAUCUGACUCUAAUCGAAGAAUCAUUGAGACAAGCGGUCCAUCAAAGAGGGUGUAUCAAGUGUGGCAAGGAAGCAAUAAGUUUUUUUGGGGAGGGAGGCUUAUAUUUGGUCCAGAUGCAAGGUCUCUGGUGCUCACAAUAAAUCUUAUUGCAGUUCCUGUUAUCCUCUUUGCUAUAUUCGUCUCUCAGAAGCUGGUCCAUGAGUUCCAGCAUCAGUUUGGGAAUCUUAUUAUAGCUAUUGCUAUUAUGUUUGCUGCUUAUAAUAUUACUCUUCUCCUUCUUACCUCUGGCAGAGAUCCAGGAAUUGUUCCACGUAAUGCCAAUCCACCUGAACCAACAGAUAUUGUCUCACCUGGUACAUCUACAGAGUGGUCCGGAAGCCAUGGUGCUCCAGCUUUACCGCAAACUAAAGAUGUAUUUGUAAAUGGCACUUUUGUGAAGGUCAAGUAUUGCAACACAUGCAUGCUUUAUCGCCCCCCUCGUUGCUCUCACUGCUCAAUCUGCAACAAUUGUGUGGAGCGCUUUGAUCAUCAUUGUCCCUGGGUUGGGCAGUGUAUUGGAAGAAGGAACUACCGUUUGUUCUUUAUGUUUGUGUCCUCGACGACCCUUCUCUGCCUGUAUGUCUUUGCCUUCUGUUGGGUUAAUCUUAAAAAGAUUAUGGAUGUGCACGAAUGCAAUCUUUGGGCAGCUGUUGCAAAAUCACCUGUUUCUGGAAUUCUCAUCAUUUACACAUUUAUAGCAGCUUGGUUUGUUGGCGGUUUGACAUCCUUCCAUAUUUACUUAAUCUGCACCAAUCAGACAACCUAUGAGAAUUUUAGAUAUCGAUACGACAGCAAAAUGAAUCCAUAUAACCGUGGGUGCUUCCAAAAUGUCAAGGAGGUUCUCUUAUCUGAAGUUCCCAAGUCCAUGAAUAAUUUCAGAGCAAAGGUGAAAGAGGAUUCGACUAGAUUCGCCUCAUCGCAUUCUAUGGGGCGAGCCAUCAGUCCAGAUGUACCAAAGACAAGCUAUGAUCUCGAGGUUGGUGCAAAAAGACAUACUGUGGUCGCAGAGGAACUUGAAGACAUACAAAGCCAGUUUGAGUGUGGAGCAUCAGCAAGAUGUGAUCUCCAACCGCCACACCCAAGCUGGACAGAUGACAAAGACCACUGGGAGAUAACAAAUGACAUAGAGGCACUGGAGGCUGAAUUUAGAAUGGAAAAUACCUAUGGACACAGAGGAAAUAUUCAUUGAAAAUGUUGGGAUCAGGAUGGUAGUUGCUAAUUCCGCUAACUGGUGUAUCCCCUUGUAGGUUAACAAGGCAGUAAAAAGAACUUUUGUGUCAUUAAAACUGAAAAGCAGAUGCCUCUCUCUCUCUCUCUCUCUCUCUCCCCCAUUUUUUUUUAUUUUACAUUUUGAACAAAUUUGUAUAAGGAGAUGUGCCAUAAUAUUUGACUUGUAUACAUGUAGUUGAGAUUUGGAGAUGUUUGUAAA